AUGAGCGCCCGUCGGGCACACGGACCUACGCAGAAGCACCGCGCUGCACCGUAUGACGACGCGCCACCGACCAACCUCAAGUUCAUGUCCAACAGCGAGCGCGGUAAAUAUUACCGACGCAGACGCAAACACUACGGCCAGCACCUGGAGACGUGCGUGGCCGAUCUGCGCGAGGAGAUCGCGGCCUUGACGAUCUCGCGCCAGGUGCAGCAGGAGCUGGUGCUGUCGCAGCGACGCACACCAUUGGGCGCUGCUGCCCACGUUGUGGAUGAAUAUUGUUCGCUGUUCAGCCACGGCGCGCCCGUGCGUCUGACUGUGGACGAACAGAAUGCGUCGGCGUCGCUCGUGGCGCAGGCCACCAACGCUCAGCGAGGGUUCUUGAGUGCCGUGAUGAACGACAACGUGCGGUUCGGCGAGUUCCUUGGCGUGGAGCUGCUGCUGGGCCAGUGGGAGCGCUACUCGCUGUAUCAUGCAGCCAUCGAUUGGAAAAUGACCUCGUUGAACAUCGUGCAGCUGGCCGAGCCGCGAGUUUUGACUGUAGACAACCGCCACGACGAGGGGCCGCUAGUGGUGUCAAUCACGGCGGACUUGCGCGUGCGGUUCUCGCGUCGAACGAUCGAGGAAGUAUUUCUACAUUUGGUCGGGGACGAGGCGCUGACACAGUCGCUGAUAGGGCUGGAGGUGACGUAUCCGUGCGUUAACCACUUCCAUUUCAACGAGCAAGGCAAGAUCGAAAAGACCAUAUGA
Messenger RNA from Phytophthora infestans T30-4, 747 nucleotides. RefSeq lists its product as uncharacterized. The coding region runs from base 1 to 747 and encodes 248 amino acids. The record is from RefSeq and is a predicted model, not a curated record. The transcript is spliced from 2 exons. Lineage: Eukaryota; Oomycota; Peronosporomycetes; Peronosporales; Peronosporaceae.